CGUAAAUGAUGCUGCGAAAGAUGAAGUGGCACAAUACACCCAGCUGUUGGUUCGGGACCUUGGGGAAGUGGUCAAGAACCUUGAUGUACUCCUCAGCGGAAAGGGUACAAAAGAAGAUGGCAUAAAGGCAAUGACUCACAUUGGUGGAAUGCUGGAACUUCUGAAAAUAGAUGCAGCAGAAGAAAAAUCCAUUGAACCAAUGCAGCUUCCUCCAGACUCAGACAAGGGAUGCAACGCUGCUGAUGUGGAGAAAGAAGAAGGAUGUGACGCCAAGUUUGGUUUGAUCAUGAGGUGUAUCAAGGAUGGCUUAGUGGCCGUCAUUAACCACUUGAAGAGUGAUGCCGAUCCUUUGGAAAAGGUUAAGUUUGCUAAAGCCGUAAUUAACCAGAUUGGUGCAGGGGCUGAGGAUAUCUUCAAGCUCGCAGAAGCAUGCUAUGGAGACAAAGAUAAGAACCCCUAUCAGCACUGGGUAGAUACAUGGACUGCUUCAGAAGAGGAUGUAAAGAAUGCCCCGGCUGAAGAAAUUGAGCGCUACACUCGGCUUCUUUUAAAGGACCUUGGAGAAGUGGUGAAGACAUUAGACGUACUCCUAACUGGAGAGGGAACCAAAGAAGAUGGGAUUCGUGCCAUGCAUCACAUUGGUGGCAUGAUGCAUCUCUUGCAGUUAGAUGCAGCUUCUGAAAAAUCUAUUGACCCAAUGGAGCUCCCAGCGGAUUCCGACAAGGGAUGCACUGCCGCUGACGUUGAGAAACAGGACGGAUGUGACGCCAAGUUUGGUUUGGUCCUGAGGUGUAUCAGGGGAGGUGUGGUGGCUGUCAUGGACGGUCUCAAAAGCGACAAAGACGCUGUUACAAAGAUUAGUUUCGCUAAAGCCAUCAUCAACAAAAUUGGAGAAGGUGGUGAAGGCGUCUUCAAGAUGGCCGAAGCAUGUUACGGAAAUCAAAAUAACUACGAUCAUUGGGUUGAUACAUGGAAAGCUUCAGCUGAAGACGUGGCCCAGGCCUCCGAUGAAGACGUAAAGAGAUACACUGGUCUCCUGCUCCGUGACCUUCAGGAUGUGGUGGAUAACCUUAAUGUGGUACUUAGCGGAAAGGGUACGAAGGAGGAUGGGAUCAGAGCCAUGCAACACAUCGCAGGAAUGAUGGAAUUAUUGAGGAUAGAUGCUGAGGAAGGAAAGCAGUCAAUUCCUCCUAUGGUUCUCCCAGAGGGUUCAGACAAAGGAUGCACAGCCGCUGACGUAGAGAAACAGGAAAGUUGUGAUGCUAAGUUUGGAGUGAUUUUAAGCUGUGUUAAAGGAGGUGUUGUGGCGGUCAUGGAAAACCUGAAGAGUGACGCAGACGUUGUAAAGAAGAUCGGUUUCGCCAAAGCAGUGAUAAACAGUAUUGGCGCCAAGGGCAAAGACAUCUUUUACCUGGCACAUCAAUGCUAUGGAGAGACAGAAGAGGCUGACAAAUACCAGCAUUGGGUUGAUACUUGGAAGGCCACAGAGGAAGAAAUUAAGAAUGCACCUGCAGAAGAAGUGAAGAAAUACACAGGCCUCCUGCUCAAGGAUCUAAGAAUGGUUGUUGGAAACAUAGAUAGUUUACUAAGUGGCAAGGGAGGUGAAGCAGAAGGUUUAGAAGCCAUGAAACACAUUGGUGGAAUGAUGGAACUCCUGCGCCUUCACUCUGAAGAAGGAGAGAAGUCUAUUCAACCCAUGGAACUGCCCAAGGACUCUGACAAAGGAUGUACUGCAGCUGAUGUUGAAGCAAAGGAAAGCUGUGAUGCUAAGUUUGGUUUGAUUCUUGGGUGCGUGAAGAAAGGACUCGUGUCUGUGAUAAAUGUGCUAGAGAGCAAUACAGACACUGUGAACAAAGUCAAAUUUGCCAAGGCAGUCAUCCACAGUAUUGGCGCUAAAGCAGAGGGAAUUUUCCAACUGGCAGAAUACUGCUACGGUGGAAAGAAAGAGGAAGCGGAACAGGCUAGAAAGAAGAAGAUGCUCGACGAAAAGAGGGCCAAAAAGGAGAGACUUGAACGCUUGUUAUUAGAAUAUCUCAAUAGGAAAUAAACUGUGCAUUUACUAGGAAAGGAACAAACAGGAAGAGUGUUAAAGCAUACAACGAAACCCAGAUUCGCCCAAAGACGAUUAUUUUUUUUAUAAGUUUAAUUUUUUUAAUUCUUUAUCAAUAAAGAUUAUUUACGCAAUGUU
Messenger RNA from Saccostrea cuccullata (small rock oyster), 2188 nucleotides. RefSeq lists its product as uncharacterized. The record is from RefSeq and is a predicted model, not a curated record. Lineage: Eukaryota; Metazoa; Mollusca; Bivalvia; Ostreida; Ostreidae. The transcript is spliced from 28 exons. Bases 131 to 2047 code for a protein of 638 amino acids.